CCUUGCUGGCGCUUCCAGUGGGAUCUAAGUUAGGGAUAUCAUAUGACCUGCAAACUGAUCGAAUCUGUUCACUGCCAGGUCACAAGUACUUUGGUAGUUCGUACGGAGGGCGCGGUCCGCGGAGACCAGUUCAAGUUCAGAUCCUGCUAAUCAGGCGAAUUUUCCCAAGAUGCGCGCAGUCCCUGGGUUAUGGGAGCUCUGACCAGCCUGCACCCUUAUCCCGUGGGAUGACAGGAGACUCUGUUGCCAAUUAUAUCGUCAUGUAUAUUUGCGGCCCAACACAUGGGCCAUGUGUAACUUGGGUAAAAGGAUUGUCAGGCGCAAGGCGUUUGUGUAACCAAUUCCAGUAACCGAGAUGAAGAGAACGCUUAGCCUGGAGUACAUAGUACGUACUUGGCUAGAGCCGACACGGUCCUCUUGGACAAAGGUAGCAGUGCUGCUUUUUUCUUUCUUUUCUUUUUUUAUUCCAUGGCCCAGCGCGGUUCGUAUAUUGCACGUAGUGCUGUGUGCCAAGCAAGCCACCGUUAUCCAGUGUCCUGGUAAACUUUACGCCAAUGUGCAUGGACAUCCUACGAAUCCUGGCCGUGAUGUCGAGGCGAGCGCAUGCCAGUCUUCUCCCAUCCUGAAACACAUCCAGUUUCCGCACGUGCAGCGUUUUUCGCGUGAACGAAGAUCUUCGCCUUCAGGAACCACCCCAGCAAAUUCACUCAUCCCCGAACCAGCCCUCUCCACCCCUCCGGCUCUUCACGGCCUUGGAUACGGAGUAGCAACGUUGAGGUCAUGCUGCAUGCAUAUGGAGAGACCCACCCUGGUUUUUCAACCCGGCAAUGGCUCUAUCUACCUAGGUACCUGGCUUGAACAGCCGGGUGGUAGGCGUAGAGAAGGCAGGGCCCGUGAAAUCUCCGAGGAAUGCGGGUAUGCUCUGACAGGACGUCUGUUGCAACCAUCGACGAGGAGGACCCCUGCCCGACAAAAAGCAUCAGUAAGAGAAUGCGUUGGGAAGAAGCAAAGGCACGCGGACGCAAACCCUCUAGAAAUUGCUGCUGAUCAAUGCCCGGAUCCGAGAAGAAAAAGCAAAUAUCGCCAUGGAAAGGAGUUGCAGAAGAAGAGAUGCCAAGACCGUCAGGGGGGGGGGAAAGAACGCUGCUCUAUCAUGUGACCCUGUCCUGUGAGUCCGAAGACGUGACUCCUGUCCUGUCGCUCUUGCUCUCGCUCUCGCUCAAUCUCAACGUGCGAACGAGCGUAACGUCCCCUGAUUGUCGUCAUUUCGCUCGAGCAGCGACACAAAUACGAUGCCUGGGAAGGUUAG
Molecule: messenger RNA, 1309 nt
Organism: Penicilliopsis zonata CBS 506.65
Lineage: Eukaryota; Fungi; Ascomycota; Eurotiomycetes; Eurotiales; Aspergillaceae
Exons: 2
Coding region: 356-1159 (267 amino acids)
Source: RefSeq, a predicted model, not a curated record